This is a messenger RNA of Penicillium nucicola, 1758 nucleotides long. RefSeq names its product kleisin alpha. Lineage: Eukaryota; Fungi; Ascomycota; Eurotiomycetes; Eurotiales; Aspergillaceae. Bases 1 to 1758 code for a protein of 585 amino acids. Gene Ontology annotation, cellular component: cohesin complex; synaptonemal complex. The transcript has 2 exons. Gene Ontology annotation, biological process: mitotic sister chromatid cohesion; synaptonemal complex assembly; replication-born double-strand break repair via sister chromatid exchange. Gene Ontology annotation, molecular function: chromatin binding; protein binding. The record is from RefSeq and is a predicted model, not a curated record.
AUGUUCUAUUCCGAGACUCUUCUGUCGAAAACCGGGCCUUUGGCUCGCGUUUGGUUGUCGGCGAAUAUCGAACGCAAACUCUCCAAGUCGCACAUCCUGCAGUCCGAUAUCGAGAGCAGUGUCAAUGCCAUUGUUGAUCAGGGCCAGGCCCCUAUGGCCUUGCGAUUGAGUGGACAGUUGCUCUUAGGUGUUGUUCGAAUUUACAGCCGCAAGGCUCGCUACCUCCUCGAUGAUUGCAACGAAGCCUUGAUGAAAAUUAAGAUGGCCUUCCGUCUUACAAACAACAAUGACCUGGCCUCUACUGUUGUCGCGCCGGGUGGCAUUACCCUUCCCGAUGUCCUUACUGAAUCAGAUCUCUUCACCAAUCUCGAUACGUCUCUGCUAUUCCCGCAAACCCUCGACUUGGAGCCUGCUUCCAAGCGCCCUGGCACCUUGGAUUUUGGAGGCGACAGUCUCCUUCCCGACAGUAGCUUCCGCCGUUCUGUUUCUCAGGAACCCGCACGCCUCGAGGACCCCUCUCUGGUUGAUCUCGACUUCGGCGAGGAUGAACUGCCUCUUGGAAAUGACCCUACUAUGGAAGUUGGUCGAGAUGCUCCCGCUCCCCGACCUGUCGAGGAGGACCUUUUCAGCGACGCCGGCAAGUUCAAUGAUGGCGCCGACUUGGAUCUUGACAUUGGAGAGGAUGAUGGCAUGGACAAGAUGGAUCUCGACGACGGUCACGAUAACCUGAAUGAUUUACUACCUGAUGGUGGAAUGGAUAUGACCGAUGAACACGACUUUGGUGAGGAGACUCCCCGUGCUACCGAAAAUCGAUUUGAGCGUGACUCGGAAAGCCCUCUUUCCGAUGCUGGCUCCGACCAGAUGAAUCAAUUAGAAGAAGAGUUCAACCGUGAAGACAAUGCCACUCCUGAGGUCGUUACCACCGAGCACGCCCAACGCGCCAAGCGCCAAAAGUUCCUGGAGCUGGACCAAUCGGUUGCUAUUUCUACCCGAGAUAUCAGAGACCAGCAGAAAGACCGUUCCGCCAUCAUGAAGCCUGCUUCUUUCUUGCCCCGUGACCCUGCCCUUCUCGCUCUUAUGACCCGCCAGCAAAACGGCAAUUUCGUGUCUAGUGUGUUUGGCGAGGACCACGGUCGCGGAUGGGCUCCUGAGCUGCGCGGAUUGCUGUCUUUGGACUCGGUCAAGAAGGCCGGCGAGCUGAAGCGCAAGCGUGACAGUGGCAUCUCCGACCUGGAGGUGGCUGGCGUCGAUGUUCCUGCUCUCGAGCUUGGGGAAGAUGACGCCAUUGUGCCUGUUGACGAGGGUAUUGUUAUGGACAAUACUCUCAACCUGAACCCCGAGAUUCAGUUCCCUGGCGAUGAUGACCAGCAGGAGCUCCACUUGAGCGACGAUGACCACAUGAACCAGCUUGAGGAGUUGGACGACACUAUCGCCCACCCGAUCCACACCGAACCGGUCUCCACGGGUACCAAGCACGCUGUCCACAUCCUCCGCGAGAAGCUUGGUGACGCUGAGUCCUCGCAGAAUCAGCGGGUGAUGUUCCAGGACCUUCUUCCUGAGCAGCGCUCCAGCAAGGCCGAUGCCACCAAGAUGUUUUUUGAGGUCUUGGUUCUGGCCACCAAGGAUGCUGUCAAGCUGGACCAGGGCUCCAAGUCCAUCGGUGGCCCUCUCGCAAUUCGCGGCAAGCAGAACCUCUGGGGCUCCUGGGCCGAAGAGAACGCCGCUGGUGCUAUGAGCCAGCUGAGCCAGGCUCUUUAA